Messenger RNA from Phyllopteryx taeniolatus (common seadragon), 1851 nucleotides. RefSeq names its product E3 ubiquitin-protein ligase RNF13-like. Lineage: Eukaryota; Metazoa; Chordata; Actinopteri; Syngnathiformes; Syngnathidae. Gene Ontology annotation, biological process: positive regulation of DNA-templated transcription; ubiquitin-dependent protein catabolic process; protein ubiquitination. Bases 130 to 702 code for a protein of 190 amino acids. Gene Ontology annotation, molecular function: zinc ion binding; ubiquitin protein ligase activity. The transcript is spliced from 5 exons. The record is from RefSeq and is a predicted model, not a curated record. Gene Ontology annotation, cellular component: cytoplasm; nucleoplasm.
CCUAAUUACCCCUUGCAUUUAACCUCGUGUCUCAUUCUUUCUAGUCGCCAGUUCAUUGUACCUUGUCGUCGCAUUCCUUGUUUCCACGUCACAGACUCACAAUUUAAGACACCCUGUGCCAGAUGCAGCAUGGAUACCCCAGAGCAUAACAGAGCCUCCUCCAUGUUUCACAUGGUGUCCUCCUUGGUCGUCUCCCAUGAAGUCCAGUUUGGCUCAAACGACGACAGAUGGUGUGAUCUGACACUGAUAUACAGAGACAUCUACGAUGUUUGUGCCAUCUGUCUGGACGAGUACGAAGAAGCAGACAAACUCCGGGUCCUACCAUGUUCUCAUGCCUACCACAGCAAGUGCGUGGACCCCUGGCUGACCAAAACCAAGAAAACGUGUCCGGUGUGCAAGCAAAAGGUGGUCCCCUCGCAGGACGACUCCGACUCAGAGGAGAGCGGCGCCGAAGAGAACGACGAGGCGUCCGAAAGCACCCCGCUGCUGCGCUCGCUGGCCUCCACCAGCGCCCACUCCUUCGGCACCAUGUCGGCGGCAUCUCGCUCCGACCGCGGCCAGGAGUCUUCCUCUUCUGAGUACGAGGACGACGAGCUGGACGAAAGCAGCAACAGCGAGGAGGAGGUCAAUGUGGAGACCGUGGUGGUCCAGAUGCAGCGGUCGAGCCCUGAAGGCCACGAUCACGACCUACUUCAAGCUUGACUCUUUGUUGGGAACCCCUCAAAAGAUGCUGCUUACUUUAAUAUCCUCUCCCUGCAUAUUCAGAUGUACAUUUGAUUGCAAGCUAGCGAAUGAAGUGUUGAAGGAACCUGUGCUAGGACUACACAUACCAACUGUAUUGGAGUCGCUAAUAUAAGACACUCCUGAAAAACGAAGACAAUGUCCAGAAGAGCAAUGCGUAAAUACACUCAUCACCAUAUGUAUAAACUGUGACACUCUCUCAUCAUUUUUUACUGUACAUACACACUGAGGCUUCUUCAACUGCUAUGCCGCUUCUUCUCCAGCCACGUUUUUUUAAGUACAGAGUGGAAAGAACACAGUAUACAGAGCAGUUUCAGCCCAUCACUGGAAAGUAAAACAGUAAGUCAUGUUACAAGAAAUAAGUCAUUGUGUUGCAAGAAUGAAGUUUUAAUAAUACCAACCAAAAAAAGUCAUUUCAUAGUCAUGUUAUGAGAAGAAAAUUAGGGUGUACCACGACUCUCACCUAAAGUCAGCUGGGAUAGGCUCCAGCUCACCUGCGAUGCUAAUGAAGACAGGCGCUAUAGAAAAGGGAAAGAGGAAAAGAAUAAAUUGUUCACUUGAGGAUUUGUGAAAAAAGACAGAACACUACAAAAAUGUAGUCAUAAUAUUAAUAGAAAAGUUAUUUGCGAAUAUAGGAGAAAAGUCUUUAUUUUCAAGAAGCUUUAUUGUGAGAAGAUGGACUGGCGACCAGGUUGCAUGACUUCAGAUUUUGUAAGUCGACACUAAAUUGAGUCGAUUUCGACUCGACGCUGAUCACGUUAUUGUUUCAGUGCUGUAAUUUUUAUUUUUUUUAAUCACAGGCAGAGGUAAUGCUUUGCAAUCACACUUGUCGACAAAUUUGUCUUAAGAUUUUUUUUUUUGCUGAUUUUGGACAGUUUUGAUGUGCUGAAUCCAAAUCAACUUUUUGAACUGUGGCCACGUUUUUGUUUACGUGUAGAUAUUUUCGCUUUAGAGGUUCAAAUAAACGGAGGUUCAUGCCCUGAAUUCUGAGCAAUGAUGAUGUAACACUCAAUUAACAGGUACUUUUAUCAAUGUUUACAAUUAAAUUUGCAGUAGGCAAAGUUUGUAACAUUUGAUUAAUAAACUUAACAACUUGGCAUAAAAACAUGA